CAGCAUCCUCCUUGAACCACAUCUCCAGCAGCCUGACGGGCUUGUUAACAAACUGCCUCCUGGGACACGCGGAGUUGUGAAUGGGCGGACAGGGGGGCGGGCACAGCCGAACAGCUGCAGCUCUCCUGCUGCUGGAGAGGUAGCGCGCAGAGAAAAGCGCAGUCCGAUGGGGCUCGCAGCAGCGAUUUAGCGCACCUCGCACAUCUGAAAACACACACACUGCCUCGCUUUCUUCACACACACAACUUUUUCAGAUUUUACUAAGGAGUUUUGCCAACAGCGAGGAGUGGGAAAACAACUCCAAAACUAAAUGGACAGGAUGGACGCCUCGCAGCUGUUUAUUCUGCUGCUGCUCUCCGGAUAUCUACCCAAAGUGUUAUCGCUGCAGAUGUGUGACGUGGUGAAUGAGAUCGAGCUGGAGAAAGAGCGCUGCGAGAAUAGCACCUUUGGGAACAUCACUUCAGGUUGCCAAGGCAUGUGGGACAUCAUCGCCUGUUGGCCAUCAGCCAGCGUUGGAGAGGUGGUUACGAUAACCUGCCCCACUUACUUCAGUUACUUCAGUGACCAGCACAGAGGUAACCUCUCCAAGACCUGCACGGCAGACGGUUGGACCGAGAUGCAUCCAUUAGACAUCGCCGUGAACUGUGGAUACAAUCUCAACAGCACUAGCGAUGAUGGCAAGUUUUUCUGGCAAGUGAAGAUUGGCUACACCAUUGGUCACAGCGUCUCCCUCAUAUCUCUUACCACAGCUAUUGUGAUCCUCUGCAUCUUCAGAAAGCUGCACUGCACAAGGAACUACAUCCACAUGCAUCUAUUUGUGUCAUUCAUCCUGAAGGCCAUCGCUGUGUUCAUCAAGGAUGUUGUCCUCUACGAGGUCGGGGAGGUGGACAACUGCUCCUCAGGCUCUGUUGGCUGCAAGGUAGUGAUUGUGUUCUUCCAGUACUGUAUAAUGGCCAGUUUCUUCUGGCUGCUGGUGGAAGGCCUUUAUCUCCACGCAUUGUUGGCCGUCUCUUUCUUCUCCGAGAGGAAGUACUUUUGGGCUUACAUCCUUAUCGGCUGGGGAGGUCCAACGGUUUUCAUCACAGCUUGGAGCAUUGCUAAAGCCUACUAUAAUGAUGUGGGGUGCUGGGAUAUAAUUGAGAACACUGAUGUGUCCUGGUGGAUCAUUAAAACCCCUAUUUUGGCGUCAAUCCUGAUGAACUUUAUUCUGUUCAUUUGCAUCAUACGAAUACUUCGACAGAAAAUCAACUGCCCAGAUAUUGGAAGAAAUGAGUCCAACCAGUACUCGAGACUGGCAAAAUCCACUCUGCUUUUGAUUCCUUUGUUUGGGAUCAACUUCAUUGUGUUUGCAUUCAUCCCAGAACAAGUGAAGACUGAACUGCGGCUAGUUUUCGACUUGAUCUUGGGGUCAUUUCAGGGCUUUGUUGUUGCAGUCCUUUACUGUUUCCUCAAUGGAGAGGUUCAAGGAGAGAUCAAGAGGAAGUGGCGGAGGUGGCACCUGCAGAGAUACAUGGGCUCUGACACCAAAUACCAACAUCCGUCUAUUGGCAGCAGCAACAACUUCAGCACUCAGAUCACCAUGUUGACUCGAUGCAGCCCGAAAACACGCAGAGACUCAUCCACCUGUCACGAUGACCUGUCUAGCAUAUGACUCACGCAAACUGUGAUACAGGCGUACGUGCUGUACAAAAACACUCUCAUGCCAAACAUUAGGCGGGAAAAUCACAGUGUAUGUGAGCUCGGGGAUAAAAAAAAAAAUCACUCUGCGUUAGUGUGAUGUGGGGCGAAGGAAAGUGAUGAGAGAACACGGUGUGACUGUAAUCAACUAACUAUUUUUUUUGUUUAAAGUAAGUUUAGGUGACAGAGACACGAGCGCUUUUCUUCACAAGCACAGCUUUUGCACAUUUAAAUGGGAACCAUUCAUUUUUUUUUUUGUCUUUCACGAUUCAGCGCACAUGUACAGGUGAAUUUGUGGGUUAUAUCAUUAUUGAUCAUUUGGUCAAUUGUUAUUAAGUUCUUUGUGUGCUCAGACACCCGGUAAUGCAAAGUGUCACAUAUUAACGGGGUUAGGUGAAGGAUCCAAAUGUGAACUGCAGCAGCAGACCCGCAAUCUGAUGUAAUUAUGUGCUGAUUAAAAAUCACUUAGUGGAUUCCUGCAGCUCCAAAUGAACGAGGCUGGUGCAAAAACACAGCCGACAGAAGGAAAUGAGCUGUUUUUUCUAAGCAGGAAAUCCCAUUAUUUAUAUUGUUACAGCGUGUGAAGUGCCAUCACAGGCAAAUAAAUGUACCAGAAAUGCAUUAAAGAAGUUUUUUUUUGUUUUCUUUGAGCGCUGGAUGUGAGUGGUGAUGGAAAAUGUGUUUUUAAGGCAGAGAAAAAUUUCAAAAGAACAAAACAGUGUGCAACAUUUUGUUUUUUCCUCACUGUGCAGGAACAGAAAAAGAAAAAAAACAACUGGCUGAUAACCAGCAGCAAACUUUAGAUUCAGACUGGGUGACCAGUGUGAUACUGAUUCACAAUGAUGGGUCUGGAGUACAAAUGCCCUUCUCUGCACUAUCACUCUCAUGAGAGACUGAUUGCCCUUCGCCUUCCCUUUUACAACCUUCCCUCUCUUUUCCUUUAAUUCUGAGCCUGAAUUUUAUUUUUAUUUUUUUUUACUAUUUGAGGAACUCUAGAGGCAGUUUUGCUCCGAUCUCUGAUGAGUGCCUGGUUUCAGUGUUUUGAAGCGACACUUUCAAUCAAAUCUUUUCGCUUGCAGUCGUGCUGCACAGCAACUCUGGAGAGGAAAUGCCUUUAAGCAGUUCAGUCCUUGAAUGUUUACAUUUACUUGAAUGGAGUCAUUUGACAAUGUACAGUGCAAGUAUACAGUGUAAAGAAAAUGGAUUGCUAUGUAUUGUUGUGCCAUACAGAUUGUAUCGUGGCUACAAUGUCAGUAAUGUAUCACUGUAAUUGUUGUUCGUUCACAUUAUUGCAACAUGCGUGAUUUAGUCUCGCCAAGAACGCAGAAUUCUCUCAUACAAGCUUGUUUAUGUAGCGCUCUGUGGGUCAGUGUUGAGCAUAAGUCCUCAGACGUAUACAGAGACGCUUCCGCUGUGAUGCUUUGGUAGACUGACUGGAGCUUGAACUCCUAAAUCCUCCAUUUUGAAAUAUUAUGUUCUGAAUUCUCCGUCGACGUGUCAGGUUCAAACUUCUCCACUGGAGGAGUUGUGAAUGUGACAAGUCAGUUGGAGGCGGUAUGUAAAGCAAAACAAGGUGACAAGGAUGACUGGCCCUGUCACAAUGAUCCUAUCAUCAUACUUUUCAGCUUACGACGUUAAGACUUGAAAGUCACUUGCAUGUCCAUGCAAGAGGAAACAUCCAGAAGGUCCAGCUUCAACCACCACUGAUUUAAAGCAUCAGCAUAGAACACAAAAAAAAUCUGACAGUAAAGGCCUUUGUAUGGAGUGUUUUUAGUGAAUGCAUAGUGCUACAUCUUGGGAAUUGCGAACAUUCAUACCACUCACAUUUGUCCAUUCCAAGACUAGAAGCUAGGGGGAGCCGAUAACAGCUCUGCUCAAAAAUACCAAAAUCCACCUGUCAGCGUCUCACUAAUUAAUAUUUUAUAUCUGUUUCUUGUUGUCAUCACUGUGAGGUUCACAGGGAGCCAGCUGAGAUUUAGGGAUGCUUACUGCUCCUGCACAAAAAAAAUAAUAAUCCAGUACAUAACUUCUCCUCCGCACUUUUUCCCCCACAAAUGUAUCAAAUAUCAAAUUUCUUUUCCAUUGACUAACUGUUUCUCCACAGUCUUUGUCCUGAGGCUAAGCGAACAGCUACUGUAGCAUCAUGUUUAGCAUACAGAUAUCAUCUAUAAAUGUCAAACUAUUCCCUUAAAGACUUAUUAUUAUCCCCGGCUUCUGUUGUCAAUAAUUGUAAUUGUGUGAAGUUGCCAAUGUACCUCUCAUAAUAGUGAAUGUCAAUGGAUUUGUACAUACUGACGAAACAAACUGAGUUUUCAAAUCCAGUCACAACUGUUGCUAUAGGUAUUUAGUGUUUUUGACAACCUGGCAUGGCUGUUUUGUAUUCAGUGAGAUAAUAUUUGAAAAAGUGAUAUUGAACCAAUGAUGACUCUGUGCACUUAUAGUAAGUAUUCAGUAUUGGACUAUGUGUAAUAUAGAUUUGUUCAUUUGCAAACUGGAUAUUGUGUUGUGUAUAUUUAAGAGUUUUGGUUUGUUGUUAUUGCAAUACUGUGUGACACUGGUGCAAUGCAUACUAUUGUGAAGCUGCAAGUAUUUAUUAGCUUACGUUCACAUUUGUGUACACAUUUUUGUUUCACAAUAAUUGUUUUUUGGUCUAUGAUUAUUUUCAUUGUUAAAUGUGUUGAACAUUGUAUUUGACCAAUGAGGACUUUUGACCUUGU
This is a messenger RNA of Larimichthys crocea (large yellow croaker), 4394 nucleotides long. It is a transcript of the gene vipr1b, whose product is annotated as vasoactive intestinal peptide receptor 1b. The coding region runs from base 311 to 1651 and encodes 446 amino acids. The record is from RefSeq and is a predicted model, not a curated record. The transcript is spliced from 13 exons. NCBI's taxonomy places the organism in Eukaryota, Metazoa, Chordata, Actinopteri, Sciaenidae. Gene Ontology annotation, cellular component: plasma membrane. Gene Ontology annotation, biological process: cell surface receptor signaling pathway; adenylate cyclase-modulating G protein-coupled receptor signaling pathway. Gene Ontology annotation, molecular function: vasoactive intestinal polypeptide receptor activity; peptide hormone binding; G protein-coupled peptide receptor activity.